AUGAUGCGAGAGCGCGGCGUCGUCGGCGUAGCGGCUAGGCCACUUUCCUCACGUGUGCGUGUAUGACUCUUUUGCUCGAAAUUUAAAUUGGCGGAACCACAAUGGUUCGAAAGAAAAUAGACAACCGCCUCCGGGUCCUGAUUGAGAAUGGCGUGGCCCUCGGACACAGGACAAUGUUCGUCGUGGUGGGCGACAAGGGCAAAGACCAGGUCGUCAUUCUGCAUCAUAUGUUAUCCAAAGCAGCGGUGCGGGCCCGACCGUCCGUGCUCUGGUGUUACAAGAAAGAACUAGGCUUCACCAGUCAUCGAAAGAAGAAAAUGAAAAGUCUUCAGCGGAAAGUUAAAGCGGGCAUGUUGAACGUGAAUGAAGAUGAUCCAUUUGAACUAUUUGUUGCAUCCACAAAUAUUAGAUACUGUUACUAUUCAGAGACCCACAAGAUCCUUGGUAAUACUUUUGGGAUGUGUGUUCUUCAGGACUUUGAAGCUUUGACACCCAACUUAUUGGCAAGGACCAUUGAAACAGUGGAGGGGGGUGGCGUCAUUGUUCUUUUAUUACAAUCUGUGUCUUCUCUCCGUCAACUCUAUGCAAUGAGCAUGGAUGUUCAUGAAAGAUUUCGCACUGAGGCUCACUCAGAUGUUGUUUGCCGAUUUAAUGAGAGGUUUUUGCUUUCAUUGGCUUCUUGUUCUCGCUGCUUGGUUGUGGAUGAUGAGCUCACAGUGCUGCCACUGUCAUCGCAUCUAUUGGACGUUAAGCCUGUUUCCAAGUCAGAGAUCGAACCUCACAACGCAGAACUUGCUGACUUAAAAGAAAGCUUAAGAGAUACACAACCUAUAGGUGUUCUGGUGAACUGCUGUAAGACUGUAGAUCAGGCCAAAGCACUUCUUAAAUUUGUUGAAGCAAUAUCAGAAAAAACUUUGAGGUCAACGGUAUCUUUGACUGCAGCAAGAGGCAGAGGAAAAUCUGCAGCACUGGGACUUUCAGUUGCUGCAGCUGUUGCAUUUGGAUAUUCUAAUAUUUUUGUCACUGGACCAAGCCCAGAGAAUUUAAAAACAUUUUUUGAAUUCAUUUUCAAAGGGUUUGAUGCUUUGGAGUACCAAGAGCAUCUUGAUUACAGUCUUGUACGUUCCACAAACCCAGAAUUUAACAAAGCUUUGGUCCGCGUGAAUGUAUUCCGUGACCAUCGUCAAACCAUUCAGUACCUGCACCCAACAGACCACCAGAGGCUUGGACAGUGUGAACUACUUGUUAUAGAUGAAGCAGCUGCUAUUCCGUUGCCCUUUGUCAAGUCUAUGUUGGGAUCUUACCUUGUAUUUUUGGCCUCAACUAUCAAUGGGUAUGAAGGCACUGGUCGAUCACUGUCCUUAAAGUUGCUCCAACAGCUGAGGGUGCAAGCAGCGCCCACAGGUUCUGUUGCUGGCCAAGGGAAGGACCAGUCUGCAGCUACAGGACGAUCCUUAGCAGAAGUGACUCUGAAUGAGUCAAUCCGGUACUCGCCUGGAGAUGCUGUAGAAAAAUGGCUUACAGACCUCCUCUGUUUAGAUGCAACAGCUGUUGAACCUAUUCUCUCAGGUUGUCCUCCUCCUGAGUCCUGUGAACUGUACUACAUUAAUAGGGACACAUUGUUUUGUUACCAUAAAGCAUCAGAGGCUUUUCUACAAAGAAUAGUGGCUUUGUUUGUGGCAUCACAUUACAAGAAUAGUCCUAAUGAUCUUCAAAUGAUGUCAGAUGCUCCUGCUCACCAUCUAUUUUGCCUUCUGGGACCUGUUGAUCCUAAUGCAAAAUCUUUACCAGAAGUGUUAGUUGUGAUUCAGGUCUGCCUUGAAGGUCAGGUAUCCAAAGAAAGCACCACUGAUGGUCUGUCCAGAGGGAAGAGAGCAUCUGGUGAUCUGAUUCCUUGGACUGUGGCACAACAGUUCCAGGACCAUGAUUUUCCGAUGUUAUCUGGUGCUCGUAUUGUUCGAAUUGCCACCCACCCGGACUACCAAGGGAUGGGCUAUGGUGCUCGUGCUCUUGACCUCCUCAAGCGGUACUAUGAAGGGUCGAUGCCCUGUCUUGAUGAGGAUGCUCAGGUCGAACAGGAAAUCUCUUCUGCACCUGCAGAGGACUUAGGACUUUUAGAAGAGUCCAUAGAACCUCGAAAAUCUCUGCCACCACUGUUAUUGAAAUUGACAGAAAGACGCCCAGAAAAGUUGUCAUAUAUUGGAGUAUCUUUUGGACUCACAUUACCAUUGCUUAAGUUCUGGAAAAAAGCAGGAUUUGUUCCAGUUUACCUCAGGCAGACGACAAACGACCUGACGGGCGAGCACUCCUGUAUUAUGCUCUCUCUGCUUGGAGCUGAUGAAAGUGUCAAAGAAUAUGGAGUUAACAGGGGUGGUUCUGAAUGGCUCAGGGAAUUUUAUGUUGACUUCCGCCGUCGAUUUGUUAAUUUAUUAGGUUAUCAGUUCCGUAAUUUCACUCCAGCAUUGGGUCUGGGUCUUCUUCAAAACAAAGCAGUUAAUGUGUCAAAGAAAUUAAUAUCUUCAGAAGAAUUAGAAGUGUUUCUGACAAAGUAUGAUUUGAAGAGGUUGGAAAUGUACACCAAUCAAUUAGUGGAUUAUCAUCUUAUUAUGGAUCUUCUACCACCUCUUGCAAGAUUUUACUUCCUGAACCAUUUGGGAGACAUGAGUCUUUCAGCAGUUCAAGCAGCUGUUCUUCUGGGCCUUGGGCUUCAGCAUCGCACAGUUGAUGAAGUAUCAGGAGAUCUGGAGCUUGCAUCCAGCCAAGUCCUUGGUUUAUUUAAUAGAACUGUGAGAAAGUCAGUUGGUAUCUUGAAUGAUGUCACUACCAAGGCGGUAGAAGCAUCUAUGGGAGGUCCAAAGGAAUCUUCCAACAGCAAUCCUGCACUUCACAGUGGUCAGAGUUUAACUGAUGAAUUGGAGGAAGCAGCAAAGGAAUUAAAAAUAAAACAAAAAGCAGAGUUGGAGAGGCUAAAGAAGGAGAAUUUGAGCCAGUAUGUCAUCAAGGGCUCUGAACAGGAUUGGGGCCAAGCACUCAAAGGAGCUAGCAAAAAUAUUAUUUCUGUGAAGAGUGGAGAAAAAAGACCAAGUGACACUCAGCAGGAGGAUGAUGGGCUAAAUGAUAGUGAUCAGAAGCCUCAGAAGAAAAAGAAGAAGAAGGAUAGAAGAAGUAAAUAAAAAUUGUUAAUUGUAGUAAUCAAUUGAUACUUUCUUAAAAUUUGUGAAAGAAAAAAUAAUAUCUGUGACUCUCAUUGACUUGGUUUCUGAACUAUGCCAUAUAUAAAUAUGCAACAUGUUUCACAA
Molecule: messenger RNA, 3299 nt
Organism: Thrips palmi
Lineage: Eukaryota; Metazoa; Arthropoda; Insecta; Thysanoptera; Thripidae
Product: RNA cytidine acetyltransferase
Exons: 16
Coding region: 102-3173 (1023 amino acids)
Biological process (GO): rRNA acetylation involved in maturation of SSU-rRNA
Cellular component (GO): 90S preribosome; nucleolus
Molecular function (GO): 18S rRNA cytidine N-acetyltransferase activity; tRNA binding; ATP binding
Source: RefSeq, a predicted model, not a curated record